Molecule: messenger RNA, 421 nt
Organism: Salvia splendens (bonfire salvia)
Lineage: Eukaryota; Viridiplantae; Streptophyta; Magnoliopsida; Lamiales; Lamiaceae
Exons: 2
Coding region: 5-421 (138 amino acids)
Source: RefSeq, a predicted model, not a curated record
UAGGAUGCUACAUAGCUCCGGCCAUUUGAGUAAAAGUCACCGUCGUGGGAGGAAGGGCGCUGAUUGGGCUAAGGUACAUAAGUUCUUCAUUGAUGAGUGGGACUUGCGCCACGACAGGUUCCAAGCAACUUUUGACCAUGCAACGACGACAAUGGAUGGUCGCAUUAAUCCGGGCUAUAUGGCGUGGUACAAUAGGAUCACCGUGUCGUACCUAGUUCAACCUGGGACACAGUCAACUGAAGGGAUGAACGAGGCAGCCCCUUCUAAUUUAUUGGCGGUUGAGACCCUUCAGGUGAUAUGGCAUUUGACCUCUGAACAUGACACAGACCCUCGGUUACGGCAGAUUCGAGAAAUGGCUGCUUCGGCACUUCGUGCGAUGAACCAUGCUGAUGCGAUGGAGUAUCCAUCUUCUCAACGGUGA